Messenger RNA from Pneumocystis murina B123, 2243 nucleotides. RefSeq lists its product as hypothetical. NCBI's taxonomy places the organism in Eukaryota, Fungi, Ascomycota, Pneumocystomycetes, Pneumocystales, Pneumocystaceae. Gene Ontology annotation, cellular component: endoplasmic reticulum membrane. The record is from RefSeq and is a predicted model, not a curated record. Gene Ontology annotation, biological process: protein N-linked glycosylation. Bases 66 to 1376 code for a protein of 436 amino acids. The transcript is spliced from 4 exons. Gene Ontology annotation, molecular function: GDP-Man:Man(3)GlcNAc(2)-PP-Dol alpha-1,2-mannosyltransferase activity.
AACUUUAUGGAAAAUCAAAGAAAAUAAAAAAUCAAUUUAUUUCAGAAGCAAAGUUUAAACUAAACAUGUCUCAACGUCCGAUCAUCAUAGGAUUUUUUCAUCCAUAUUGUAAUGCAGGUGGAGGAGGAGAACGUGUUUUAUGGACGGCAAUUAAAGCUAUUCAGAGUGAAUAUUCACAUAUUAUAUGUGUUGUAUAUACAGGCGACAUAAACUCUAAAAAAAGAGAUAUUCUAGAAAAAACAAAAGAAAUAUUUGAAAUAGAAUUGGAUGAAAAAAGAAUACAAUUUAUAUAUUUAUAUAAACGACAUUAUGUAUCUCCAGAACGAUGGCCGUAUGUUACACUUUUAGGUCAAUCUUUAGGCUCUUUAAUAUUAGCAUAUGAAGCAAUAAAUCAGUGUGUUCCGGAUAUCUUUAUAGAUACAAUGGGAUAUGCCUUUACAUAUCCUCUUAUAUCAUCAUGCUUAGAUAUUCCUAUUGUAGCGUAUGUUCAUUAUCCUACAAUAUCUCAAGAUAUGAUAUCAAAAUUAUCUAAUAAAAGAAUUCUAAAAAAUGUUUACUGGAAAAUGUUUGCUUUGGCUUAUUCAUUUUGCGGCCAUUAUGCAAAUCUUGUCAUAACAAACUCAAGUUGGACACAAGCUCAUAUAGAAUCCUUAUGGAAAAAAAAAAAAGAAAUAAUUACUAUAUACCCUCCUUGCAAUAUAAAAGAAUUAUAUGAUUCUAGUAUAAACCAAAAAAUUGAACGCGAAAAGCUAAUUCUUUACAUUGCACAAUUCAGGAAAGAAAAAAAUCAUAAACUUUUAUUAGAAUCCUUUAAAACAAUGCUUGACACAUACCCUAAAACAAGGGAUUCUGGAAUAAAAUUAAUUUUAAUAGGAUCUAUAAGAGAAAAUGAUGAACCAUAUAUUGAUUCACUCAAAAAUAUGACAAAACAUUUAAACAUUGAUGAUCGUGUUCUAUUUUUCCACAAUUUAUCAUGGAAAGAGAUAGUCACAUGGCUUAAAAAAUCCUGGAUUGGCGUCAAUACAAUGUGGAAUGAACAUUUUGGAAUAGCCAUUGUUGAAUAUAUGGCAGCAGCACUUAUUCCUGUUAUACACGACUCAGGUGGGCCCAAACUUGAUAUCGUUGUAGACUAUAAAGGAAAACCAACAGGAUAUCAUGCUUCUACACCAUCUUCUUUUGCAAAAGCAUUUAAUGAUAUCUUUUCAAUGUCCCAAGAAGACAUUGAUUCCAUGAGAAAAAGGGCUAAAGAAUCAUCUAUACGUUUCUCACAAGAAACAUUUUGUAACCGUUGGCUAGAUAUCAUGGAUAUUCUCUUGAAAUAUGAACAAACUCAUAGACGUGAACGUAUCUAUCGUACUCAGUUUAGAGAAUUUUGAUUUUUUGCAAUUUAAUUCUUAAAACGCAUCAUAAAAGAACGAGGAAAAGGCAUUAUUACAUUUAAAACAGCAUUUUGUGCAGCUGAAAAUAAAGAAGAAGUUAUCCAAUAUAAACAUAAUGCCUAUUAAUUAUUAACAAAUACACAUUAAACGACCGUAUAUUACUAUGGGUGCUUGCAUUGAAAUAAAAAUAAAAAUUAGUGCAUUAACUUGUGCAAAACGUGUCAUAAAUGUUGAUACAAAAAACAUUUCUUUAUGAAAAUAAAUAUUUAACUAAAAAUCAUUAAAAAAGUAAUAUUUUUUUUAAAAAAAAGAGACCUCAAUAUUUAUAAGAUUAAUUAAACCUAAACAAACUGGCAAAAACCCAAUAGAAUCAGGAACUGUUAAGUCUUGCAUCCAUGCAAUUCCUUCAUAGGACAACGAAACUUCCAUAGGUAUGUCUGAUUUCGGAAAUAAUGGAAUUGACCAGCCAGACAUACCACGUAAUGCAAACGUCAUUGUCAAAAACAAUGGAAAUUGUAUAAAAGGCACAACUACUGAUCCAAUCGGAUGACAAUUAUGGCGACGAAAAAGCUCACUUCUUUUUUCAUUAAACUUAAAUCAUUAAUACAUUUCUAACAACCAUUCAAUUAUUUAUACUUUUUCACUUUUAAUAUUAUCAAAUCUUACAAUUUGACAUUUCCAUGCCCGAAUCAACGGCUUAAUAUAUAUAUAUCGAAUCAUCCUAUUUCUUGACCAAAGAACAAUUGGCACCAUAGCAGUACGUAAAAGCAAUGUAGUCAAUGGAAUUGUAGCCCACCAGGGAAUUCCUAAAGCAUGUACUGUUUGCAGCCCAGUACAAGCCAAAGCAAGAAAAUCAUGUCGUGA